Messenger RNA from Eufriesea mexicana, 1464 nucleotides. It is a transcript of the gene nSMase, whose product is annotated as neutral sphingomyelinase. The record is from RefSeq and is a predicted model, not a curated record. Gene Ontology annotation, molecular function: sphingomyelin phosphodiesterase activity. The annotation marks the transcript as partial. NCBI's taxonomy places the organism in Eukaryota, Metazoa, Arthropoda, Insecta, Hymenoptera, Apidae. The transcript has 7 exons.
GAGUUCCAGAAACGACUUUUAAUCAUUGGUAUUUGAGUCCGAGCACUGUGAAGUUGGCCCUGAUUGGAUUAUGCACUGACAUGUGCAUACGUCACAUUUGGUAUCUUGUCUCGUUGAACGAACUGUACGUGUUGCUUUGCUUAUGUCAAAGCUGUCAAACUCGUGAUCCGGAGACCACGCUCUGCUUUUUCACCUAUUACCUUAUUCUGUCUACAACUGUUAACUAUUCUGUUAAUAUUGAGAGAAGUAGUCAGAGUAAUGGUGGGGGCAAUGUAUAUUCUUCAGCCUUGGGUGGGGGCACUAUUAACCAGUGGCGAAGUAUCAAUAAAUAUCUUAACUUUAAAUUGCUGGGGAAUUCCAUAUAUUUCACAAAAUAGAAGUGCUCGUAUGACAGCAAUUGCAGAAAAGCUUGCUACUGAAAAUUAUGAUAUUAUUUGUCUACAAGAGGUAUGGUCUAUUAAUGAUUUUAAAAUGAUAAGAGCUAAAACACAAGAACAGUUACCUUACUCACAUUAUUUCUAUAGUGGAGUUGUUGGAUCUGGUAUUUGUAUCUUAUCCAGAUUUCCUAUUAAAGAUGUAAUAUAUCAUAAAUGGCCCUUAAAUGGAUAUAUACAUAAAAUACAUCAUGCAGAUUGGUUUGGUGGUAAAGGUGUUGGUCUCUGUAGACUCCAAAUUCAUAAUAUGAACAUUAAUGUUUAUAUUGUACAUUUACAUGCAGAAUAUGAUAGGCAUAAUGAUGAAUACAUAGCACAUAGAGUUUUACAAGCUUUUGAUACAGCCCAGUUUAUUAGAAUGACUUAUGGUGGUGCUGAUUCUGUAAUACUGGGAGGUGAUCUUAAUACAGAACCUCAAGAUUUAGCUUAUAGAAUUAUUUGUGGUGUUGCUGGUUUGACAGAUGCUUGCUCAAAUAGUUCCAGUAAUCUAGGAACUAAUAACUGUGCCAAUAAUAGUUACACUAGUUCAAAACUUGCAAGAACUUUACCUGAGGGAAAACGUAUAGAUUAUAUUUUGUACCAAAAUGCAAAGAAUAUAAAGAUAGAAGUAACAGAUUUUCGACAUCCUUUUCCAAAACGGAUACCUUAUAAAGAUUUUAGUUACUCUGAUCAUGAAGCUGUUAUGGCAACCUUUAAAUUUAGUGUUGGUGAAUCUCAAUUUAUGAAUAUAGACAUAAAAGAUUCAUUAAAAGAAGCUAUAGAUAUAUGUGAAACUUCAGUGAAACAUGUUCAUAGACAACGAUUUUGGUAUUUGUUAUACAGUUGUAUAUUAAUUAUACCACUUGUUUGGUCUAUGGGAUUGGAUUGUUCUGUUACAUCCCUUGAAGUAUCUAUUGGAUUUAAUAUAGGACGCAUUCUUCUAACAGCAAUAUUGUGUUACACUUUAUUCAUGAGUUCUAUUUGGAAUAGUGUCGAAAAAAAUGCUUUAAAAGCGGCAUGCUUAGAAAUGAAGAUUUAUUUAACAAAUUUA